Molecule: messenger RNA, 1184 nt
Organism: Nicotiana tabacum (common tobacco)
Lineage: Eukaryota; Viridiplantae; Streptophyta; Magnoliopsida; Solanales; Solanaceae
Product: psbP domain-containing protein 1, chloroplastic
Biological process (GO): photosynthesis
Cellular component (GO): photosystem II; extrinsic component of membrane; photosystem II oxygen evolving complex
Molecular function (GO): calcium ion binding
Source: RefSeq, a predicted model, not a curated record
UAAAAGCGUGGCAAAAUGCAGUGUGGAUUGGACAGAAUUUUGAUCGUCUUUCCACAGCCUCACCCUUACUCAUACAGCUGCUGCUCAAAAAGUGUUCAUUACCCCCCUUUCUUUGUUCGGAGUUCGAAGCUUGGAUCUUUAUCUUUUUACCGAUUAGGAAAACCCAGAAAAGGCAACCCUUUUUCUUCCCCCAUGAGAAUUCUUCAGGCUUCCACCUCCUACAGUGUUGGCUUUGGCAUUCUAUCCAUAUCUACCCGCCCCAAAUCUUUCACUCAGCGCCAUUCCACCAUAGCCGCAGGACAAGCAUUGGACAAACCUGUUCAGAUAGCAAGAAAGUUCUCAGAGCAGCAUACUUUGAAGAAGGGAGAUAUGGUGAAAGAAGGAACUUCAGUUGUUCUAGAGAAAAAAGAUUUUGCAGUUCCAAGGAGAAAGGCGAUGGCCCUGAUAUUCUCAAGUUUAGUGCUCUCAAAUUAUGAAUUGCCCAAAGUUGCAUAUGCUCAAUCUACUGAGUUCAGGGAAUAUAUUGACACCUUUGACGGCUAUUCCUUUAUGUAUCCUCGAAACUGGAUUCAAGUGCGUGGUGCUGGUGCUGACAUAUUUUUCAGGGAUCCUCUUGUUUUAGAUGAAAAUCUCUCAAUGAACAUAUCAUCUCCUUCAUCGUCUGCGUACAAAAGUGUAGAAGAUUUGGGUCCACCAGAAAAAGCUGGAAAGGGAGUCCUUAGACAAUAUUUGACUGAAUUUAUGUCCACCAGACUUGGUGUCAGACGUGAAUCAAGUGUUCUUUCUACUUCGUCCAGGGUAGCUGAUGAUGGGAAGCUGUAUUAUGAAGUUGAGGUGAAUAUCAAGUCAUAUGCUAACAAUAAUGAGUUGGCUGUAAUGCCACAAGAUCGAGUUGCUCGUCUGGAAUGGGAUAGGCGAUACCUUUCAGUUCUUGGAGUGGAAAACAACCGUUUAUAUGAGUUGAGAAUACAAACACCUGAAAAAACCUUUGCAGAUGAGGAAAGUGACAUUCGUGCAAUUAUGGAUUCCUUCCGAGUAAACAAGAUUGAAGUUUGAUAGACCUUUUAUUCAAAAAGAAACGUUUCGACAGCCAAUUAUUCAAGAUUCGAUUUGAUCACAUGAGAACAUUGACGCCUGUUUAGUCAUUGGUUUUAUUUCAGUUUCUUAUUCAUGGCUUUUAUCUG